Molecule: messenger RNA, 7623 nt
Organism: Pogoniulus pusillus (Red-fronted tinkerbird)
Lineage: Eukaryota; Metazoa; Chordata; Aves; Piciformes; Lybiidae
Gene: ARID1A
Product: AT-rich interaction domain 1A
Exons: 20
Coding region: 546-7394 (2282 amino acids)
Biological process (GO): regulation of transcription by RNA polymerase II; chromatin remodeling; positive regulation of DNA-templated transcription
Cellular component (GO): SWI/SNF complex; nucleoplasm; brahma complex
Molecular function (GO): nucleosome binding; DNA binding
Source: RefSeq, a predicted model, not a curated record
GUCCGGGCCGCGCUCCGCUCCGCUCCGGGUUUGGCAGGCGGCCGCGGCGCUGGGUAAAAUGGCAGUGCUGAGCCUCGUGUCGGAGUGAGCCCCGCUCGGCGGAGCAGAGUCGGGAGCUGCCGCGCGGCUCGCCCAGCCCGGCCCCGCCGCCGCUCGGCCCGGCUCCGGGGACGGCGCCCGCCCGCCCGCCGUGUUCCCCCUCCCUCCCGCCUCUCCCACACCGGGAGCCCCGUCCCGGGUCCCCCCCACCCCCACCCCCCCCCCUCCUCCUCCUUCCCCCCCACUCCCUCCUCCUCCCCUUUCUCCGCCGGCUGCAACCGAGGAGGUACAGCGGGGCCAGGCCCCGGGAAGCCCAGCCCAGCGGAGCCCUCCCCGCCUCGCCAACCAGGCCGGGGGGGAAUGAGCCCCCGCUGCCCUGAAGAGCCCGCCGCCGCCUGAGCGGGGAGCAGCAGAGCAGCGAGGCCUCACGCCGGCCGGCCAGGCAGGGAGCAGCUCGGGGGGGACCGGUCCGGGGGGGGGGUGGCUGGGUGGGGAGGGGGGGGAUCAUGGCUGCUCAGGUCGCCCCCGCCGCCGCCAGCAGCCUGGGCGCCCCGGCUCCAUCCGAGCUGAAGAAAGCGGAGGCGCAGCAGCGGGAUUGUCCCCCGGAGGAGGCGGGGGGUGAGGCGGCGGCGGAGCGCGGCGGCGGCGAGAAGCAGGCGGAGAGCGAGGGCCCCACGGGGAAGGAGCUGCAGGACGGGGCCGAGAGCAACGGAGGGGGCGCAGGGGCCGAGUCCGACCUGAAGAACUCGAACGGGAACCCGGGCCCCAGGCCCGCCGCUGCCGCCGCCACCCUGAACAAUAACCUCCCGGAGCCGCCCGGUGGCGGCGGCGGCAGCAGCGACGGGGUGGGGGCGCCGCAGCAGCAGCAGCCGCCGCAGCAGCCUCCCCCUUCCCACCCGGCCGCCUUGCCCCCGCCAGCCUACGGCUUCGGGCAGCCCUACGGCCGGGGCGCCCAGGCUGCCGCCGCCGCCGCUGCUGCGGCCGCCGCCGCCGCUGCCUUCCACCAACAUGGCGGACAACAAAGCCCUGGCAUGGCAGCGCUGCAGAGCGGGGGCCUGGAGCAGUCCUACCCGGGGCCGGCGGGAGCCCCCGCGGGGCCGCCCCCUCCCCAGAACUCGCACGGCGGCGCCGAGCACGGCUUCCCCAACCACCAGUACAACUCCUACUAUGCGGCCGGGGCCGGACGCAGCGCCGGUUCCUACCCGCCUCCCCCCCAGGCCUACGCCCUGAGCUCCCCCCGGGGCAGCGCGCAGAGCUCCGCUCCGACGGCCACCGGCACCAAGUCUCCCGCAGCCGCCGCCGUCGCCUUCCAGCAGCAGCGCUUUGGGGUCAUGGGGCCCUCGGCCGCCGGCGGUGCAGGAGGAGGGGGAGCCACCCCGCAGCCCACGGCCACCCCCACCCUCAACCAGCUCCUCACCUCCCCCAGCUCCGCCCGCGGCUACCAGGGGUACCCCGGGGGCGACUAUAGCGGCGGGCCGCAGGACGGGGGAGCCGCCGCCAAGGGCCCGGCCGCAGCGGAGAUGGUCUCGCAGUACGGCGGGGGCAACAGUCAGGGCUGGGCCGCGGCGUCCGGCGGGGCCCCGCCGAGGAGCCACCACGCACCCAUGAGCCCCGGGAGCAGCGGCGGCGCCGGAGCGGGACAGAGCCUCGGCCGGAGCCAGCAGCCUUCAAGCCCGAUGGAUCAGAUGGGGAAGAUGAGACCUCAGCCCUACGGAGGAAGCAACCCCUACACUCAACAACAGGGACCUCAGGCAGGGCCCCAGCAAGGACAUGGCUAUCCAGGACAGCCAUAUGGGCCACAGACUCCUCAGAGAUAUCCCAUGGGAAUGCAAAGCAGGACGCAAAGUACAAUGGGCAGCAUCUCAUAUGCACAACAGAUUCCUCCUUAUGGACAGCAGGGCCCCAGUGCAUAUGGGCAGCAGAGUCAGACUCCAUACUACAACCAGCAGAGCCCUCACCCCCAGCAGCAGCCUCCAUACUCUCAGCAGCCUCCAUCCCAGACCAGUCACUCUCAGCCUUCGUAUCAGCAGCAGCAGCAGCCUCAGUCUCAAGCUCCGCAGCUCCAGACCUCACAGCCUGCCUACUCGCAGCAGCAGUCCCAGCCAGCCCAUCAGCAGUCCCCAACUCCCUACCCUCAGCAGCAGUCCGCAGCGCAGCAGCACCCUCAGAGCCAGGCCCCCUACUCGCAGCCGCAGGCGCAGUCGCCCUACCAGCAGCAGCAGCCGCCGCAGGCAGCUCCCUCGGCGCUCUCCCAGCAGCCUUCCUCCUACCCCCCGGCGCAGCCGCAGCAGCCGCAGGCUGCCUACUCCCAGCAGCGCUUCCCCCCUCCUCAGGAGUUAUCUCAAGACUCGUUUGGGUCCCAGGCAUCCUCUGCUCCCUCAAUGGCUUCCAGUAAAGGGCAAGAAGAGAUGAACUUGAACCUUCAGUCCAGACCUUCGAGCCUGCCGGACCUGUCUGGUUCAAUAGAUGAUCUGCCCAUGGGUACAGAAGGAGCCCUGAGUCCUGGAGUAAGCACAUCAGGGAUUUCCAGCAGUCAAGGAGAGCAGAGUAACCCAGCUCAGUCUCCUUUCUCUCCACAUACCUCUCCUCACCUGCCAGGCAUCAGAGGACCCUCCCCAUCCCCAGUUGGAUCUCCAGCUAGUGUUGCUCAGUCCCGCUCUGGUCCACUUUCACCUGCUGCAGUACCAGGCAAUCAGAUGCCGCCCCGACCGCCCAGCGGCCAGUCGGACACUAUCAUGCAUCCUGCCAUGAACCAGUCAAGCAUAGCUCAAGACCGAGGUUACAUGCAGAGGAAUCCUCAGAUGCCCCAGUACAGCUCACCCCAGCCUGGCUCAGCCUUAUCUCCUCGUCAGUCUUCUGGAGGCCAGAUGCACGCUGGCAUGGGGCCCUACCAGCAGAACUCCAUGGGGAGCUAUGGACCCCAGGGUGGGCAGUAUGGACCUCAAGGAGGUUAUCCCAGGCAGCCAAACUACAAUGCUAUGUCCAAUGCCAACUACCCCAGCCCGGGGAUGGGAGGAAGCAUGAACCCCAUGGGAGCAGGGAGCCAGAUGCAUGGGCAGACUGGUGUGCCACCCUACAGUGGGCUUCCUCCAGGGAGGAUGACCCAUGCCACCAUGGGGAACAGACCUUACGGACCUAACAUGGCAAAUAUGCCACCUCAGGUGGGGACAGGGAUGUGCCCCCCGCCCGGGGGCAUGAACCGCAAAGCACAAGAGGCAGCUGCCGCUGCCAUGCACGCUGCUGCCAACUCCAUCCAGAACAGGCCUCCUGGUUAUCCCAACAUGAAUCAAGGGGGAAUGAUGGGCACUGGACCCCCUUAUGGCCAGGGAAUCAACAGCAUGGCUGGGAUGAUAAACCCCCAGGGCCCACCCUACCCAAUGGGCGGGAACAUGGCCAAUAACUCUGCAGGGAUGGCAGCAAGCCCUGAGAUGAUGGGGCUGGGGGAUGUCAAACUGACACCUGCAGCUAAAAUGAACAACAAGGCAGAUGGGACACCAAAGGCUGAAUCCAAGUCAAAGAAGUCCAGUUCCUCCACUACAACCAAUGAGAAGAUCACCAAACUCUAUGAGCUGGGAGGUGAGCCCGAGAGGAAGAUGUGGGUGGAUCGGUACUUGGCCUUCACCGAGGAGAAGGCCAUGGGCAUGACCAACCUGCCGGCGGUGGGCAGGAAGCCCCUGGACCUUUACAGGCUCUACAUCUCAGUGAAGGAGAUUGGAGGAUUGACUCAGGUCAAUAAAAACAAGAAGUGGCGCGAGCUGGCCACCAACCUGAACGUGGGCACGUCCAGCAGCGCCGCCAGCUCGCUGAAGAAGCAGUACAUCCAGUGUCUGUACGCCUUCGAGUGCAAGAUCGAGCGCGGCGAGGACCCCCCGCCCGACAUCUUUGCAGCUGCUGACUCCAAGAAGUCUCAGACUAAGAUUCAGCCUCCCUCUCCAGCGGGUUCAGGCUCCAUGCAGGGCCCUCAGACACCUCAGUCCACCAGCAGCUCCAUGGCAGAAGGAGGAGACUUGAAGCCACCAACCCCAGCAUCUACGCCACACAGUCAGAUGCCCCCUUUGCCAGGCAUCAGGAGUAACUCGGUGGGCCUUCAGGAUGCCUUUGCAGAUGGAAGCGAUCCUGCGUUCCAGAAGCGGAACUCCAUGACUCCCAACCCGGGGUACCAGCCCAGCAUGAAUGCCUCUGACAUGAUGGGGCGCAUGUCCUACGAGCCAGGCAAGGACCCCUACGGCAGCAUGCGGAAAGCUCCGGGAAGCGACCCCUUCAUGUCCUCAGGGCAGGGCCCCAACAGUGCUAUGGGUGACCCUUACAAUCGUGCUGCAGGCCCAGGGAUGGCUAACAUGGCCAUGGGACAGCGGCAACACUACUCCUACGGAGGUCCUUACGACAGAGUGAGGACAGAGCCUGGUAUGGGACCUGAGGGCAACUUAACUGCCGGCACUCCGCAGCCAAACCUCCUGCCUUCCACCCCGGAGUCGGGGAUGUACUCUCCCAGCCGCUACCCGCAGCAGCAGCAGCAGCAGCAGCAAAGACAUGAUUCCUAUGGCAAUCAAUUCUCCACUCAAGGCACGUCCUCGGGCAGCCCCUUCCCCAGCCAGCAAACUACCAUGUACCAACAGCAGCAGCAGAACUACAAGCGGCCCAUGGACGGCAGCUACGGACCCCCCGCCAAGCGGCACGAGGGGGAGCUCUACAGCGUCCCCUACAGCGCGGGGCAGGGGCAGGCGCCGCAGCCGCUGCCCGCAGCGCAGAGCCAGCAGCCGAGCGCGCAGCCGAGCGCGCAGCCGGCGCCGCAGCAGGACCUGUACAACCAGUACGGCAGCGGCUACCCCCCCGCCGAGCGCCGCGCCGCCGCCGCGCCCCAGAACCAGUUCCCCUUCCAGUUCGGCAGGGACAGGGUCUCGGCCCCGCCGGGCUCCGGCGCCCAGCAGAGCCUCCCGCCGCAGAUGAUGGGGGGCCCCAUGCAGCCCGCCCCGGAGGGCCCGCAGCAGGGCACCAUGUGGCAGGGCCGCGGCGAGAUGGGCUACAGCUACCCGAACCGGCAGGGCGCCGGCGCCGCGCCCCAGGGGCCUGCGUACCACGGAGUGACUCGGACGGAGGAAAUCCUGCACUCGGACCAGAGGGUCAACCACGAGGGGCCGUGGCCUUCCCACGGCAACCGGCAGCCUCCCUACGGUCCCUCUGCCCCCGUGCCCCCGAUGACGAGGCCCCCUCAGUCUAACUACCAGCCCCCCCCCAGCAUGCAGAAUCACAUUCCUCAGGUAUCCAGCCCAGCACCUCUGCCCAGACCUCUGGAGAACCGCACUUCUCCCAGCAAGUCUCCCUUCCUGCACUCGGGGAUGAAGAUGCAGAAGGCAGGGCCACCAGUGCCUGCCUCCCACAUCACACCAGCAGCUGUCCAGCCCCCCAUGAUCCGGCGAGACAUCACCUUCCCGCCGGGCUCCGUGGAGGCCACACAACCUGUGCUGAAGCAGAGGAGGAGGCUGACAGCAAAAGACAUUGGAACUCCUGAAGCCUGGAGAGUGAUGAUGUCUCUGAAGUCUGGGCUGCUGGCUGAAAGCACGUGGGCCUUAGAUACCAUAAACAUCCUGCUCUACGAUGACAACAGCAUCGUGACCUUCAACCUCAGCCAGCUCCCAGGUUUGUUGGAGCUCUUGGUGGAGUAUUUCCGGCGCUGCCUGAUCGAGAUCUUUGGAAUCCUGAAGGAAUAUGAAGUGGGAGACCCAGGGCAAAGAACACUAUUAGACCCCGAAAGGUUCUGCAAAUCUUCAGCUUCCUCUCACGAAGAAGGGGAGGAGGAGGAUGAACCACGGAGCCUGAACUGUGAGGAGGAUGAGGAGGACGAGGAAGAGGAGGAGGCUGCAUUCUCAAGCAAGGACAAAGUACCCCUGGAGAGCAGCGAGGAGAAGCUGGUGAGCAAAUUCGACAAGCUGCCGGUGAAGGUGGUGCAGAAGAACGACCCCUUCGUGGUGGACUACUCGGCCAAGCUGGGGCGCGUGCAGGAGUUCGAGAGCGGGCUGCUGCACUGGCGCAUCGGCGGCGGCGACACCACCGAGCACAUCCAGACACACUUCGAGAGCAAGGCGGAGCUGCCUGGCACCCACAAGCGGCCUCCCUGCGCCUCCGCCGCCAGGAAGUGCUCAGCAGCCGAGAGCAGCCCCGGCACGAAGGAGGGAGAGGCUCCUGCGUCCGACAGCUCCUCGGAGAAGAGAAUCACUGCCACCAUGGACGACAUGCUGUCGGCGCGCCCCGGCGCCCUGGCGGGCGAGGAGGAGGAGGUCAAACCUUUGGAAGCGGCAAAGGAGAGCAGCAAGUUUCCCUUUGGCAUCAGCCCGGCUCAGAGCCACAGAAACAUCAAAAUCCUGGAGGAUGAGCCUCACAGUAAGGACGAGACUCCCCUCUGCACCCUCCUGGACUGGCAGGACUCCCUGGCCAAGCGCUGCAUCUGCGUCUCCAACAUCAUCAGGAGUUUGUCGUUUGUGCCGGGCAAUGACUUUGAGAUGUCCAAACACCCUGGGCUGCUGCUGAUCCUGGGCAAGCUGAUCCUCCUGCACCACAAGCAUCCAGAACGCAAACAGGCGCCCCUGACCUACGAGAAGGAGGAGGAGCAGGACCAAGGGGUGAGCUGCAACAAGGUGGAGUGGUGGUGGGACUGCCUGGAGAUGCUGCGCGAGAACACGCUGGUCACGUUGGCCAACAUCUCCGGGCAGCUGGACCUCUCCCCUUACCCGGAGAGCAUCUGCUUGCCCAUCCUGGAUGGACUGCUCCACUGGGCAGUGUGUCCCUCAGCAGAGGCCCAGGACCCCUUCCCAACGCUGGGGCCCAACGCGGUCCUGUCCCCCCAGAGACUGGUUUUGGAAACACUCAGCAAACUCAGCAUCCAGGACAACAACGUGGACCUGAUCCUGGCCACGCCACCGUUCAGCCGCCUGGAGAAGCUGUACAGCACCCUGGUGCGGUUCCUCAGUGACAGAAAGAACCCCGUGUGCCGGGAGAUGGCCGUGGUGCUGCUGGCCAACUUGGCACAGGGGGACAGCCUGGCGGCCAGAGCCAUCGCCGUGCAGAAGGGCAGCAUCGGCAACCUGCUGGGCUUCUUGGAGGACAGCCUGGCGGCCACGCAGUUCCAGCAGAGCCAGGCCGGGCUGAUGCACAUGCAGAGCCCUCCCUUCGAGUCGACCAGCGUGGACAUGAUGCGCAGAGCCGCCCGGGCCCUGCUGGCCCUGGCCAAGGUGGACGAGAACCACUCGGAGUUCACCUUGUACGAGUCGCGGCUGUUGGACAUCUCGGUGUCGCCCCUGAUGAACUCCUUGGUUUCACAAGUGAUCUGUGACGUACUGUUCUUGGUUGGCCAGUCAUGACAGCUGGGGGAUCCCCCCCGUGUGCGUGUGCGUGAGUGGAGCCCCUAGGAACUGACUGUUGCCCUUUAUUUAUGCAAAACCACCUCAGAAUCCACUGUCUGCCCUGCGCUGUCCUGCUUCUCCCCCGGGGCCCGACGGCCCCGCUCCCCUUUCCCCUCUCCCUCCCUUCUCCCUUCCGAUUUGUCCUGAAUCCCCUAUUAAAGGAGACAAAAGUUCUGGCUACAGAGAA